This is a messenger RNA of Scleropages formosus (Asian bonytongue), 1102 nucleotides long. RefSeq names its product deoxyribonuclease II beta (gene dnase2b). NCBI's taxonomy places the organism in Eukaryota, Metazoa, Chordata, Actinopteri, Osteoglossiformes, Osteoglossidae. Gene Ontology annotation, molecular function: deoxyribonuclease II activity. Gene Ontology annotation, biological process: apoptotic DNA fragmentation. The record is from RefSeq and is a predicted model, not a curated record. The transcript is spliced from 6 exons. The coding region runs from base 62 to 1102 and encodes 346 amino acids.
CUCCCUGAACCGGUUUGGAGGGGCCAAGUCAUACAGAUCUAUUGGAUUUUAUCCAUACAUUAUGUGGUUAUUUUUCCUUUAUGUUUUCUUGUGUGGAACUUACUGUACAGCAGACAUUUCCUGCAGAAAUGAAGCUGGGAAUCCUGUUGACUGGUUCAUCAUCUACAAGUUACCACAGUUUAAAAUUGGGAGUGUUGGAACUGGACUUGACUACAUGUAUCUGGAUUCCUCAAUGAAGACCUGGCAGAUGAGCAAAUUUCUGGUCAAUGACAGUAAUGGUGCUUUGGGGAACACCUUAAAACUGCUUUAUGAUGGUAAAGGAUACAAGUCCAACAGAUCAGCCUAUGUAUUUUAUAACGAUGCCCCUCCUUUGCUGAAAUACAGUAAUCGUUAUGGACACACAAAAGGUGUUCUGCUCUUCAAUGAGUCCCAGGGAUUGUGGCUCAUCCACAGUGUCCCCCACUUUCCUGCAUUCCCUGAAAAUGGGUACGCCUGGCCAUCCUCAGGCAGGCAGAAUGGACAAACUGUGCUCUGUGUCACCUAUAAGUAUCAACAGAUCCCAAGCAUAGCUCAACAGCUCCUAUACUAUAAUCCACGAGUUUACAACUGCUCCCUGCCUACAGCAUUUCAGCCAGAUCUAGCCAGUCUGGUUAUCCUUUGUCAAGGCUCCAAAAUGCCUUGGGUGUCAGACAAGAACUUGGAAAAACUAACGUCAGCCAAUGGAGAAAGCUUUCUAAGUUUUGCAAAAUCACGCUUCUGGAUUGAUGAUAUAUACACUGGCUGGGUUGCUCAGAUGUUAAAAGUUGAUUUGUUAACAGAAACCUGGCAACGCAAGGAGCACGAACUGCCCUCCAAUUGCUCUCUGCCCAAACACACCCUAAAUAUAAGAAGAAUCAAGUUACCAGGGCCUGUUCUCUUCUACUCACAUUUUGAUCACUCCAAAUGGUGUGUUUCAAAGGCUUAUGAGAGUCAGUGGACCUGCCUGGGCGAUUUAAACCGAGAGGACAGUCAGGCUUGGAAAAGUGGAGGGUUGGUAUGCUCACAGAACCCAACCAUCUACCAAGCCUUUCGCCAGGCGGUGUCCUGGUACAUAGGCUGCUGA